This is a messenger RNA of Cylindrotheca closterium, 2301 nucleotides long. Lineage: Eukaryota; Bacillariophyta; Bacillariophyceae; Bacillariales; Bacillariaceae. The record is from the annotation of a GenBank genome assembly.
AUGAGAUUCGGAGCUUCCUUUCGCCUCCUUGCUUGGACUCUAAUAUGGUUUCAAUUGCAGUCUACUGUCGAAAGCAAGUCAUACCAGCUGUAUAGUUCCAGUGAAAUUCAUGCCAUGUUGGACAAAUGGAAGGUCAAAUAUCCUGAUUUGGUACGAUUGACGACGGCUCAGGAAGCCUACGGUUUGCCGACGGCUGGAUCGGCCUACGAUUGUCCGUUUUACGAAGGCAAUGGUUGUCCGAAUGCCAUUUUGACCAUUCAAGACUAUCAGACGCACCCAGUUGGAUCCGCAUCCUCCAACGCCUUGCCAGAAGUCUUGUGGAGUGGAUCCGUGCAUGGAAAUGAACGAGUGGGGCCGACAGUCGUCAUGGAGACGGCAUUGUUGCUUUUGGAGGCCGCGACUUGUGAAUCUUUCUUGCAUGAGGAAUCAUUAUCUGAAUCCAAAACUAAUACUACCACUACCACUACCACUACCACGACUACAACUACUACCUACUGUGGAGCCCCACUGGCAGAGAGUGGAAUUGGGGAUAUUCAACGACGAUGGCUCGCGAGAUUGGUCAGUACUCGACGGAUAGUCAUUGUUCCUACAGCCAACGCAAUUGGAUACGAUCGAAAUCGACGAACCGAAGAUGGGAUCGACCCCAAUCGGGAUUUUCCUUACGACUUGCUGGAUCCUACCUUGUGUAUGAGGACCAUUGCUGGUCGGACACUGAACGAAGUCUUUCGGGAGCAUCUUUUUCAAAUGGCACUGACCUUUCAUGGUGGUAUCGAAGUUGUGGCCUAUGAAUGGGGGGCCCCCAGUUGGUAUGGCUUUCUCAGUCCUGACGACUUGGCUCAAAACCAGAUUGCGGCAGCCUAUAGCAAGUAUGGUGGCAGUUGGCCUGGAGGUAGUGGUCCUUAUAAAUAUGGUACCAUGAACGAUAUGGUAUACUAUGUACGAGGUGGAAUGGAAGAUUGGGCCUAUGCUGCGUCCUGGGACAAGGACCGAGUGCGAUCCUGUCAACCGACCACGUUCAAUGGUUACCCAUUGGAAAAGACCGUCUACAACAACUCGACACUUCGUGUCUUUAAUAUGCUCAUCGAGACGAGUGCAUCCAAGAACCCUAUUUUCAAUUUGGGUAGACCAGAUGACUUGUUGAAUCAAGAUAAUGUUGAUUCGUUUGGCAGUGGUCACAUUGCCAGGAAUAUCCGAUUGUCACUCCUCUCGGCCGAUCUAGUCGAACCAUAUGUUUCCAUUGUCCAAGUCAAUGGUGCCACGUUGCCGCACGAUAUUGUUCCGCUACCAUCAAAGUCGGAAAACAACUGUGGGACAACAACGACGGUUGCAAUGAAUGCCACCAAUAACACUUGGGACAACAACAACAACAACAAGUUGGAGAUUUCCUUUUCUGUGGGAGGUGCCUUGACGAUCGACCAAGUCCAAUUGUGGUUUGCCAACAAGAAUGAUAUUGUAUCAACAAAACCACUCGUCAAUGAUGACUGCCAGGCACAGCCAACUUUGGCCGCAUUGCAAUUUUUUCAACGAGCAACCAUUGUGGGCCCCAGCAGUGGAAGUGGCCAAUUUUCCAGCAGUGGGCCCAUUCCAGCUUCCAUUCUUACAGAUGGUCCCCUCUUUGUCGGUACCAUUGACAUUCCAAAUACUGUUGUUGGUGCUACCAAUAACGAGUGGAUUGUCAUGGCAUCGGCCAAGGUAGACCAAGAUUGGAAUAUUGUUCCAGCAGAAGCCGGACCAGACUACGCCCAACCCCAAAGUCACAUGGCCAAUGUUCGAACAGAUCCGAAUUGGAAGCAUGGAAGCGAAGGAAAGGUAGUCCAAGGAAGAUUGGAUUGGUUUUCUCGACCCUUGACAGUGGUGGUGGAAAUGGCUGAUGACAACAAUGACGGCGGAUCCACUUCUGUUCCUACGACUUCGCCAACCAUGACCUUGUCAACAGCUCCAUCAGUCACUCCUCGAUUGCGGCCAGUCUCAUCGGACCAGCCAUCUGCGCGACAGUCGUUCGAGCCAAGUUUUCAUCCUUCCCCCAAACCUUCUAUGAGCCCAACGGAUAGAAUUGUAACGGAUGCUCCAACUCUUGCAUCACUUUCAUCCUCCCAAGUGCCCACUCGCCCCGGUGACGACAAGAGCUCGGAUCCGACCAAUGGCCUUCCACUGAUGAUUCCCAUCAAUGAUGAUAACGAUGGCUCUGGGACCACAAAACCACCCGCUGGGACGAUUGAUGGUGAUUCCUCGGGCGCCAUGGUGUUUGUAUAUUCGUCCAUCAUCAUUUUCAUUUCUCUAGUUGGCGCAUUUGCAAUCUAA